AGGUAAAAUUAUGAAUAUUAUUUAAGCAAGACGAGAACAUCAAACACAGUGUUGGUUAACUUGGUUUAUUAAACAAUUGCAGUCUAAAGUAUGCCAGUUUCUACGGGUAUGCCUGCGAAUGCAAAGCCUCAACAAAGUAGCAAGCAACAUGGUGCUUUACAAAUGGUUCACUGGUUCGUUGCAUCUUGCUAUACAUCUGGAAGCUUCACAGAAGAAAGAGUCCAAAGUUCGGUGAUGUUGCUACGUCGUGUGCCAGCGUCCAGACACGCAGUCCUUCAUAGAUUCUCUGCACUCUUUGAAGAAGCAGUGAGACUUCAUCUUGACCACAUGGAAUACCAAGCAUCAGCACAAGGUAUCAGCCCAGAGAUUGCUGGUAGUCUGGAGUUGGUAAUUAAAACUUUAAUGAGUUUACUACAAGAGAAUGGUAAAGCAUGGGCUCCCAUUCUCUGCAAAUGGUCAGUGGAUUCACUUGGUGAGAUUAGCAGUUGUUGCAAACAACGCCAAGUAGUUCCAUCGCCAACAGAUCUCGAUUCAUUACUUCAAUUCUGGUUAAAUUUGAUUCCAAUGCGAAUGUUGCUGGAUACUUACAGAGCUUGUAUCAAAAUAUUAAUAGUAGACAACCCAGGAUGUGUGGACACUCUUCUCACCUCAUCAUGCCAGCAUUCCCCUUACUUUGACUGGGUAGUAGCCGAUGUUGGAGCUGCAUUCCCUCAUAUUGUUGCUCAAAGAAUCCUUUAUUCUGGUUUCGAUAAAUUCUGCGCUCUCAGAUUUGGAAACAUCGAACCUUCUGCUUCUGUUUCAAUGAAUGAAAAUGAACAAAGUGUUUUGUCGUCUGUUGUGCGAGUGUUGGAACAUUUGGUUCGAAGGAAUAAGGAUAAAGUUUGUUCAAUCAUGCUGCUCAUGUACAAGCAAUCUGGAAAGGUUAAAGCUGGAAAUAAUACGAAGAUGAGAGUUGCAUUAUACCUCAUGCAGUUGUUUUCAAUGUCAAAUAUUCUACUCAGAUCAACUACAGUUAUAUUCCUUCCUGAAAUUGAUGGUGCCUCACUCAAUAACUUACAUCAACAAUAUGAGAGUUUGGGAUCUGGAGCUGCUGAAAUUGAAACGUUAUGCAGUUUAGUCGUCCAUCUGGUUUGUCAAUCUGGUGUUGGGUCUUACCAACUUAUAAGGUUAAUAUUGGAUGCUGCAAGCCCAAGAAGUAAUCCUGCUUUGGUUGGAUUGAAUACAAAAGUUCAAAAGUUCUUCAGGAAAAUAAUGCCUUCAUUAUCGAGUGAUCUUCAACACUUAGCGCUAAGCAAGGGAGUUUCCCCAAACGAGGACAACGUUUUCAAAGAGUUGGAGGUUCAUUAUAAAGACUUAUGUAAAGAUCUGUUGACUUCUUCCUCUAAUGAAAGAAAGAAUUGGAUUCACACACUCAUAGUUGCGUUAUGUCUUCACCAACAUUCAGAUAUUGUAAUGAAAGAAAUUCUCAUUCAGUCGACCAAGUCAUCAGACAUUGAAUGCUUUAUUAAACUCUAUAAUGAGAUGUAUCCAGUGUUGCCAGGAUUAUUAGGUGGCGUAUUAAAACAAUCAUUCAGCUCAGUUCCACAAUUAUCAAACAAACAAUCAACAAACUUACUUUCAAGUGUUCUAUAUAUGGCUUCGAGUGACUUCUUGACUUCUGCUGCUUCCAAUUUUAAACAAAAAUUACGAAAACAACUAGUUGGUUUUAUUGAUAACCUAAUGACGAUCACCAGUCAUCUAUCCUCGCCCAUCCCCCUCGCCUCAUUGGCUGUCCAGAUUCUAUACCUACUUAUGACAUCACAAUCACAAAACGAGAUACAGCUUCCCACACGAUUGCUACCGAUGACAAGAUGUUUGGUAUUUUACUUCUACAGGCUGUUGCAUGCAGGUCAUGUCAACAACGACUCAUCUAUGCUUCACUGCCAACAAACGCUCACACAACUCGCACAAACUCCACAAACUUUCUCAGUUGUUUCACAAUUUCUACUCGAAGCUGCAGUGAGGCAGAACAACAGCAUCCUCUUUGGAAGAAGAGUUGAGCAGGAGCUAGAUGAGGAUGUGGAUUCCAGUGAUCCUUGUAUCGAGCACCAAAUCUCCCUCAUCACCCUCCACAGGAAGAUAUCUUCCAACAUCCGGACACGGAGGCAGAUGGUGGGCUUCGUUCCUAUAGGGGUCGAAACCGGUUUAAUCGGGAGUGGACCGAAACGAAAGAAGAAAUGUCCGGUUUCAAAGACCUUUCAAACCAGCAGCAACGAGUGUUUGAGCCUCCUCAUAUAUCGAUGUUGUUGCAAAACAAGUGGGGGCGACAACUUAUGCUCAAUCCCCGAUGUCCAGCAUGUGUUUGAUGCAGAUAAACUGAUAAUUUUAUCAGAGCGACUUAUUUCAUCUUUUGCUGCUUCGUCUUCUUAUCUAGCCACAGCUGUAACACUAGAUGGGGACAUGGAGUGGCCCGUGUGUCACAUGCGCAAGUUUACUAUAGAAAGGGAUCUGAAGGUGUUUCAUUUUAUGGAUGAACAUCCUUUUGCUUGGAGUCUCCUGCAACUUAUUGCCCAUAACCAUCGUGCCUUAUGGAACAUAACACCGUUGAUAAGAUCCUGUAUGUCGGUGCUUAUCAGCCAUUUUGAAUCAAGUCGUGAGAGUGAAGUCUGUCCAACGGAUUCUCUGCAUUAUUUAUCUGCUGUCAGAAUUGUGGAGAUUCUUGGAAAGGGACAAAUAAUUCCUCCCCCACUAAGCUACUGUGCAGAGAUCUUCUGUCUUAUUUCUCCAUAUGAGGUUUAUAUUCUUUUGGUGAUUCUUUGGAACUUUAUAAAGGAACAUCCCCCACCCAGUGAUGCCGAACAUUUAUCCAAUGGAAGGGACUUUAAUAAAGAAAAGCUGAACAUGCAACCGUAUCUGGCAACACUGCACACAGUGAUACAUGCAAAUAUAACAAAACUUGGUCCGUGCGCAGCAAAAUUUACAGUUUUGAAGUGAAAAUAAAGGCAAAGAUAUGUACA
Messenger RNA from Ciona intestinalis (vase tunicate), 2996 nucleotides. The record is from RefSeq and is a predicted model, not a curated record. Lineage: Eukaryota; Metazoa; Chordata; Ascidiacea; Phlebobranchia; Cionidae.